Molecule: messenger RNA, 1896 nt
Organism: Leptinotarsa decemlineata (Colorado potato beetle)
Lineage: Eukaryota; Metazoa; Arthropoda; Insecta; Coleoptera; Chrysomelidae
Gene: Tdc1
Product: tyrosine decarboxylase 1
Biological process (GO): carboxylic acid metabolic process; amino acid metabolic process
Cellular component (GO): cytoplasm
Molecular function (GO): pyridoxal phosphate binding; carboxy-lyase activity
Source: RefSeq, a predicted model, not a curated record
CCGUAGGCACAGUUCUUUUGAAUAACCGAUAGCAAGCAUACAAUGCUAGACACGUGAAAUAAAAACAAAUACGCGCAGUUUUGGUGUCAGAUUUAUUGAAUUUUUAAACUAGUGAGAAAGGAAAUAUAAAAUGGAUGUUGAAGAAUUCAGAACCCGUGGCAAGGAGAUGGUGGACUACAUCUGCCAGUACAUGACAAAUCUUGGUAACUAUCGUGUUACUCCAGAUGUAGAACCAGGAUAUUUGAAGGAGUUAUUACCAAGUCAGGCACCUCAAGAACCUGAAGAGUGGGACACUAUUAUGGAAGAUGUAGAAAAGAAAAUCAUGCCUGGUGUGACACAUUGGCAACAUCCUCAAUUUCAUGCAUAUUUUCCAAGUGGCAACUCAUAUCCAUCAAUUCUAGGUGAUAUGCUGUCCGAUGCUAUUGGAUGCAUUGGAUUUUCAUGGGCCGCCAGCCCAGCUUGCACAGAACUCGAAACCAUCGUUAUGGACUGGAUGGCAAAGGCUAUCGGUCUUCCCGACCACUUCAUCACUUCUGUGAAAGGCAGUAAGGGAGGAGGGGUUAUCCAAACAUCAGCGAGUGAAUGCGUUCUCGUGUGUAUGCUUGCUGCAAGGAACCAAGCCAUUCAAUAUCUGAAGAAGAAUAAGCCUUCGGCAGAAGAUAGCGAAUUUCUCCCUCAACUAGUUUGUUAUUGCUCGAAAGAAGCUCAUUCUUGUGUAGAGAAGGCAGCCAAGAUACUUCUAGUCCGAAUCAGAAUCUUAGAACCCGACGAAAAUGGUAGUCUCAAAAAAAAUAUUCUCAAAAAUGCAAUGGAAGAAGACAAAUCCAAAGGGUUGUUUCCCUUUUUUGUUUCAACCAUUCUUGGGUCCACUUCCAGCUGCUCUUUUGAUGAUUUGGUUGAAAUUGGACCAGUUUGCAGAGCCGAACCCUGUACUUGGUUGCAUGUGGACGCAGCAUAUGCUGGAAAUGCAUUUAUUUGUCCGGAGCUCAAAGUGUUCAUGAAAGGCAUUGAACACGUUGAUUCCUUCAACCUCAACACCAACAAAUGGUUUUUAACCAACUAUGAUUGCUCUUGCUUGUGGGUAAAAUGUCGGAUUACUCUUACUAGCGCUCUUAUAGUGGAUCCUUUGUAUCUGCAGCAUGCCAAUUCGGAUGAAGCAAUAGACUACAGACAUUGGGGUAUACCCCUCAGCAGGCGGUUUAGAUCUCUCAAAUUGUGGUUCGUUAUAAGAAAAUAUGGACUUUCUGGUAUUCAAAAAUAUAUUAGAAAUCAUAUAAGGUUAGCAAAGCACUUCGAAUCUCUGGUACGGAAAGAUCACAGAUUUGAAGUUGUGAACGAUGUGAGGCUAGCUUUAGUAUGCUUCAGAUUGAUUGCACCUGACACGGUUAACCAAACUUUACUAGCAACCAUAAACGCUUCUGGAAAGAUACAUAUGAUCCCAUCGAUGGUCAAAAAUAAAUACAUUAUUAGAUUUUGCGUAACUGCUGAAAACGCCACACAAAAUGACGUCGAGUAUGCGUGGGGAGUUAUAACAGAGCACGCCUCUCAACUUCUCACCAGAAAGUCUAUCAGAAAAGAAAUAUUUUCUCGCCCACCUCUUACAAGACAAAAGUCCAAGAGGUUAUCUUUUACCAGAAGCGUAUCCAAAGAAAUGUACCAAAGAUCAAAGAGCAAGACGAACUUGUACGAUGGCGCAACUCCAAUUCUUGUGGCAGAUUCGGAUGAAGAGAAUGAAAAUAAUGAAAAGACACAUGAUGAUAUUUUAGAAGCUUUAAUGAACGACUCGAUCUCACCCGAAGAUGACGAUGUUUUCAACAAAGAUUUCGGAAAUGAUUUCAGAAUGAAACCAAACACCCCCACUGAAAUAUCUUGUAACGGAGUCUAGAUUUUUUGUGA